ACUGUUUGAAUGUCACCACCAUGUCACCCAACUGUUUGAAUGCCACCACAAUGUCACCAUUCUAUCCGUGCACACAACAAAACAAAACCACCUGUGUCAUCGGACCAGAGGAUUACGCCGGACAUGUGUGGAUUAGUUUUAGGAUUACAGUUUUCCAUACAGCCUGGAUGAACCGACCAAAGGAGUCGAUGGUCUUAGACAUGGUCAACUUGAAUGCCACCAUGUUUUACCAGAUGAAGGUCAGGGAGAAAACUAAACCCGGACCGCCAGAGAAUGUAACGGCAGUGCGGGUUAAUGCGGGUUGCAUCAACGUGUCGUGGAGCGAACCUCAGGUUUUCAGCAACUGCUCCAUGUGUGAGAAAAAAUAUCAAGUGGAUGUCAGAGAUGGCAAUGGGUCAAAGGUCGUGAGCAAUGCUAUGGUUAAAGCUAAACCUUACCCCAAGUCUGGCGAGAAGGUACAGGUGUGUCUGGUCAAGCCGUACCGUGAGUACAAAGUUUACCUGCGCUUGUCUGGUGACACCCUCAGCACGUGGAGUGAUUGGGCGACAGUUGAUUUCACAACACAAAAUAGUAUUCCAACAAGCGGUCCACCACUGGAUGAAACUAGCUACCACACUGAGCUGUGUGACGCAAAUAGCAGGGACGUGACGGUGUACUGGCAAACGCCCCCCUCUUAUGGCGAGGGUGUGGAGUUGUUAGGCUUCAAAGUUUCUUGGGGUCACACAACCACCUUCUUGAGUCCUGAGUUGAGAUAUUUCCAGAGGAAUGCCAACUGCCUCAUGCAACACACCAUCGAAAUCUACUCACUAACCAACCUGGGCGAGUCUCUAACACCAUCUAAUAUACUCAUACCGGAAGAGAAAAAUGAAUUAGAGACAAGAGAAAUAGAUUUCAGAGUGGAAGAAGACUUCGAUCCGAAAGUUUCAAUAAACACAAAGAAUAUCCUAGUCAUGUGGGAUGGGACCUACCUUAGCAGUGUAACGAUUGUCAUCUAUAUAUGUCAAGAGUUUUAUUUACCUAAAACAUGUUCUAACGAUCAGCUGAUCUUUAAAAUACCCGCCACAGUCAGUCUGCUGAAUGUAACCGACCUGAGCGUGUCAGAGAAUCUGUUUGGGUACGCACUGGAGCACAUCGAUGGCAGAAAACAUGGCAUCACGUGGACCAACUGCGUCUAUCGUCCUGAAACUGUUCCAGAAAAGCCCACCAAAGUGAGCGUCGUGUCGGGUCAGUCCUACGGUUCUAUAACCGUCAUCUGGGAGUCGAGUCAGUGCAGCAGGGAGACAAAAGUCUUCAUCAGAUACUACGAGAUCUCCGUCUGUCGUCUGCAGCAAGAUAUUUUCCCCGACACCAACUGCACACUGUAUCAAGUUAGUUCCAGCCACAACAACUAUAACGUCCUCGACCUAGACGACGCCACGUUGUACCUGGUCUACAUUAGAGCCGUCACUAAUUUUACCAAAAGUCCGUUUUCUGACCCACAGACAGCUUUAACUCGAGCUGGUAAGAUCAACAAAUUUGCAGUUCUUAUUCCUUUUAUUUUCCCGGUAGUGGCGAUGAUUACAAUGUGUGUAGGAUGUUUCUUAUGGUACAUGUGUUCAACGGUCCACUAAACUGCCAGUUAUCUAGGAGAUAUAGAUGGUCAGAUGUCCAGUUAUCUAGGAGACCUAGAUGGUCAGAUGUCCAGUUAUCUAGGAGACCUAGAUGAUCAGAUGUCCAGUUAUCUAGGAGACCUAGAUGGUCAGAUGUCCAGUUAUCUAGGAGACCUAGAUGGUCAGAUGUCCAGUUAUCUAGGAGACCUAGAUGGUCAGAUGUCCAGUUAUCUAGGAGACCUAGAUGGUCAGAUGUCCAGUUAUCUAGGAGACCUAGACGGUCAGAUGUCCAGUUUUCUAGGAGACCUAGAUGGUCAGAUGUCCAGUUUUCUAGAGAUUUAUGAUAGAUGUAAUUGGACCUAAUGCUUGAAUGAGGGCAACCUUUGAUGAAAUAUUUAAUUACUUUGUUCGCUAUUAAAUAAAAUUGUGU
Molecule: messenger RNA, 2019 nt
Organism: Physella acuta
Lineage: Eukaryota; Metazoa; Mollusca; Gastropoda; Physidae
Molecular function (GO): protein binding
Source: RefSeq, a predicted model, not a curated record